Molecule: messenger RNA, 1704 nt
Organism: Cloeon dipterum
Lineage: Eukaryota; Metazoa; Arthropoda; Insecta; Ephemeroptera; Baetidae
Exons: 5
Coding region: 1050-1553 (167 amino acids)
Source: RefSeq, a predicted model, not a curated record
GCAGCUACUCAAUGAAGACCGAGUCUUUCCGGACCGUGACCUUUUGAUAGUGAGUCAGCUGAUGAUAGGCUUUCAUCUGAAUUGAAUUACACAGCUCCCUAAACCACGGAGCCAAUUGAGACAGGAAUUUUCCGUGUCAAGAGUCAUCCAAAGCUUGGGAAAAAUGCUGCGUGCGUUUGGCUUUAUCUUAAUCAUUCAUAUUUGGCUCUUGGAUGAAGGAGUGACUGGAAGCGACAUCACAAAGAACGAAAUGCCUAUAGCAACGAAUUGUUCGUUUGCAGAAGAUUGUUCAAUCAAUUUGACUGGAGAUGAGUGCACAAUUGAGAGUCAUGCUUUCCCAAACCAUUUCCUCACGAUGAAAUCCAGUUGGUGGUAUUAUAAGUACGCAACUCUGGAGAGCGGGAAUCCCCGAGUAGCCAAAAAUUGGAAAUGGGGAGCCGUGUGGAGCAUUGCGGAAAUCAACGUUGAAGGGGAGAUUUUGUACCUCUUUAAAGAUCAAAGGCUAAAAAGAUACCUGUCAUUUAACAGGCAAAUGUACAGCUACUUGAGAGGUGAAAGCAACCCCCGCAUGAUGGACAACUUGUGGAGAAUUGCGAGGGUCGGCGUGGGCGGACGCGUGACACUUCAAAAGCACCUGCCACCUCGUGAAUAUUUGCAUGCCUCUCAGCACACCAAAAGCGGCGAGCAACAACUCGAGAUGCACGUGGAGCCACACGCCAAAUCCAGCCAGUGGCUCGUACGCUGCGAAAAAUCGUAGCCGUGGACCGAAAACUCUUUAAGCCUUUUGUGUUUCUCGCCUCACACGUGUUUAAGCUUAAAUUAGUGGCCAUUUUGGAAUUGCGAAUCAAUAGUUGGGCGGCCGAAGUACAUUUUGUGAGGCGCGUCGGUGUUAAACACGAGUCGGAUAGCCUCUGCCCCCAGUUAAAGGUCAGGUUACGCCGUUCGUGUUGCAAAUGCGAACUUUCGAGAUUCUCCUAGUGCCGCUCUCGACUAACGCGCGCCUUUCGUAGCCUCACAAAGCCGCCACACUGCAAAGGCCAUAAUAGACAAUGAAGUCCCUUCUGGUGGUGGCGGUCGCUUUGAUUGUCAACUCGGCGGCGGCCUCCUCCCGCUCGCAACCCCAAACGGGCGAGAGCUGCGAAAUCAGGAACGCCGAGUUCAACACCGACUAUCUGUACAUGUCGGCCGGCUGGGUGAGCCAGAAUCCAAUUUUGUGGCCGGUCAGGCCGCAAUUGGCCAGCAGGCGGAAGCAGUACGGAAAGUGGCGCGUGGAGCAGCGAGAGCUCACCGGAAAAACUCACUACAAAUUGUGGAAUCACGGCGCCGGCGCCUACCUGGUGGCCAAGGGAGACUCGGUCGAAUCCAGGAAGACCUCAGGAGGCAGUGACUCGGAGAUGCUGUGGAAGGUCGAGCGUCAGGGAGAAAGUGAUGGUGUAACCCUGCAACAGAACAGGAAGUUUUUGCUUGCCAAAGAUGACAAAAGCGGCGAGGAGAGGGAGCUCAAGAUGAAUUCUCGGUCGAAGAAGGCUGCUAAAUGGAUAAUUACCUGCUGAAUAUUUGUCCAAUAUAUGAAUUAUAGACGUUUUUAAAGUCUUUUCUAGCUUUUCAAUGCUUUGAAAGAGCAUUGUAUAAAUGAAAAUCAUACCGCAUUCUUUAAAAAUAAAAUAUGAAGAGGAUAUAAUAAAAACAAGUUAUUUUGGGGUA